AUGUCGUCCCAUUCGGCACGCGGCCGCAGCUGUUGCGCCGGUCUGGCUGCGCUUCUCUUUGAGCAUUGCGCCUUUCCUUUUCUAGGGACGAGGCUCCAGCUGCUGCGCCGGUGGCUGGUGACGCAGCGCGAAGGCGUGGGGCUGCGGGGCAGCUCUCGCCGCGGUUUGGCGGCGGAGCAGCUCGCCGCGGCGGCGCUCGCCGGUUGGCACAACCCGAUCGAGGUGCGGCGGGGCUCGCUGCUGACUGACGCGUACUCGGAGCUGCGCGGGCUGGGGCGCGGGUGGAGGCUGCCCCUGCGGGUGCGCUUCUUCUCGGCGGAGGGGGGCGAGGAGGCGGGCGUCGGCGAGGGCAUCGCAAAGGCCCUCCUGCUCGAGAAGGGCUUCGACCCGUCCUUUGGCGCCCUCGCCACCGGCACCGAGGGAGGCGGCGCGCGCGCGCCGUCUGUCUUUGAUCGCCGUGCUUCUUGUUCAGGCCUGUUCGCCACCGGCACCGAGGGCGGCCUCUACCCCGACCCCGCCGCCCGCAUGUCGCACGCAGCGGCACGCUCGUGGUACGAGUUUCUCGGCGCGGUGCUCGCAAAGGCGCUGUGGGAGGGCAUCCUCGCCGCGAUGCAGCUCGGGCGCAUCUGGUUCCUCGCGCGCUCGCUGCGGCUGCUCCGCGACUACGACGGCGACGUCGAGGACUUGUGCCUCUCUUUCGCCGUCGACCAGUACACCGCCGAGGCGCCGCCCGAGCCGCCGGGCGGACGCACGCGGCGGGGUACUUCCUUUUAG
This is a messenger RNA of Emiliania huxleyi CCMP1516, 774 nucleotides long. RefSeq lists its product as hypothetical. The transcript has 9 exons. The record is from RefSeq and is a predicted model, not a curated record. The coding region runs from base 1 to 774 and encodes 257 amino acids. Gene Ontology annotation, molecular function: ubiquitin protein ligase activity. Gene Ontology annotation, biological process: protein polyubiquitination; ubiquitin-dependent protein catabolic process. NCBI's taxonomy places the organism in Eukaryota, Haptophyta, Isochrysidales, Noelaerhabdaceae.